AUGAUGACACUACCUAAAUUUGAUUUGCCAAUAAUUCAUAAUAGCAUAAUAUUUAAUAAUUUAUCUCUUGUUCAGGAUCUUAUUUCAUGUGGUAUUGACCCUAAUAUGAGAAAUAAUUAUCGAGACACACCACUCCAUUAUGCUUGUUAUUAUAAUUCAAUCGAUGUUGUCAAAUUCCUUUUAACAUUAGAUGGAAUUGAUAUUAAUGCACAAAAUAAGGUAGAAAAUACUCCUCUUCAUGAAGCAUGCAGAAAAAAUAAUCAAGAAAUUAUUAAAAUUCUCUUAGGAUUUAGAACUAUCAAUAUCAGCAUAAGGAAUAAUCAAAGUGUUACUCCUAGUGACAUGGCUAGAGAUCUUGAAGGACCUUGUCAUAUUAUUUCUUUUAAGCCAAUAAAAAGUUUAUAUGAUUAA
Messenger RNA from Trichomonas vaginalis G3, 411 nucleotides. RefSeq names its product protein ubiquitination. Gene Ontology annotation, molecular function: protein binding. The coding region runs from base 1 to 411 and encodes 136 amino acids. The transcript has a single exon. NCBI's taxonomy places the organism in Eukaryota, Parabasalia, Trichomonadida, Trichomonadidae. The record is from RefSeq and is a predicted model, not a curated record.